Quercus robur (English oak) is the source of this 1149-nucleotide messenger RNA. RefSeq lists its product as uncharacterized. The transcript has a single exon. The record is from RefSeq and is a predicted model, not a curated record. Lineage: Eukaryota; Viridiplantae; Streptophyta; Magnoliopsida; Fagales; Fagaceae. The coding region runs from base 1 to 1149 and encodes 382 amino acids. Gene Ontology annotation, molecular function: catalytic activity.
AUGAAUAUAGUAGUUUGGAACUGUAGGGGUGCUCUGAAGCCCAAAUUUCAGAGUCAUGUGCAGGAGCUUGUUCGGUGUCAUGAUCCGACUUUGUUAAUGGUUAUGGAGACCCGUGUGGGUGGAGAUAGAGCUCGUGAUGUAACUGAUCGGCUCCCAUUUGACGGUGUAUUUCAUGCUGAAACGAUUGGUCGAAAAGGGGGGCUAUGGCUUCUCUGGUAUUCAGAUAGAGUGGAGGUGGAGCUACUAGCAAGUUCUGAACAAGAAAUUCAUGCUACAGUCAAGGUACGUACCUCUAAUUCUAAAUGGUUGUUCUCUGCUGUCUAUGCUAGUCCUAGGAGUGUGGAGAGGCAUAUUUUGUGGAAUAAUUUGUCGAAUGUAGCUGAGUUGCAUAACAUGCCAUGGGUUAUUGCUGGGGAUUUUAAUGAACCUUUCUCUGGUGAUGAUAAGUUUGGAGGUAGAGUGGUUAGUUCAAACCGGUCUUUAUUGUUUAAAGAAUGCUUAGAUAAUUGUAAUAUGGUGGAUUUAGGCUUCUCUGGUCCAAGGUUCACAUGGACUAAUCGAAGAAAAGUGCAAAAUCUCAUCCAAGAGAGAAUCGACAGAUUCUUUGUCAACCCGGAGUGGUGUGUCCUUUUUCCAGAAGCAAGAAUAACGCAUCUCACUAGAUGCCACUCCGAUCAUUGUCCGGUCCUUCUUGAAACUAAACCGCAGAACAGGGUGCGGCUAAACCGCCCUUUCAAGUUUCAAAAGUUCUGGCUGGCAGAUAUGUCCUUUCCCAGAGUGGUAGAUCAGGCCUGGAAUCAGUCUUCUCAUCUUGAGGAGGCUAUUGAUAAAUUUAUGGUUAAGGUCAAUGAUUGGAAUAGAGAUCAGUUUGGAAAUAUUUUCUUCAAGAAAAACCGCAUACAAGCCCGUUUGAAUGGUGUUCAGCGGGCUAUGGCCAUUCAGCCUUCUAGCUCUCUUGUAGAGCUCGAGAAUAACCUCCUCAAGGAGUUAGAGAUUAUUUUGAAUCAAGAGCAUGAGUUGUGGGCUCUUAAGUCUCGAGUAAAUUGGAUGGUCCAAGGGGAUCGAAAUACUGCAUUCUACCACGUUUCGACGCUAGUGAGAAGGAACAGAAAUCGUAUUACUGCUAUUAAAAAUAGUGUUGGUGACUAG